AUGGCUGCAAAACCGUUCCUUCUCGCGCCUAUACGCGCAUCCGGACAAUAUGGUCCCCGCCUAUUCAAUGGCAUCAAAUCCAUCCCCACUGCCCAUGGCUCUGCCGCGCGGACAGUCUGGCAGGGGGUUCGGCCAAGGGAGCCCUGCUACUCUUCGAUAUUUACGUCGGCGAGGCACUCGCGCUCCCUACAAUACCGACCAACGGCAAUGAAAUCAUUGACCUGUACCGGGGCAUCCCAAUGGGCACAAGCAUUUCAUCAGCAGAAGACGCUGUUGGAGGGGAAGAAAGAAUCGGGUCAACUGACGUCUGAUGGCUCUAAGUCCGACUCCAAGAAGUCGCCAAUUCUCUCCCGGAUACCUCGUCCCACCACUCAUGAGAACAUUUACACCGUGCCCAACAUUCUCACCUUCUCUCGCUUGGUCGCUGCACCUCUAGUAGGUUACUUCCUGGUGCACGACCACCAUGCAGCAGCGCUGGGACUCUUUGCGUAUGCUGGUAUCACGGACCUGGUUGAUGGUUAUAUUGCACGACGCUAUAACCUCCAAACGGUAGUUGGCACGAUCAUCGAUCCGAUGGCCGACAAGCUACUGAUGACCAUCGGUGUUGCUUGUUUGGCGGUCAAUGGAUCCAUCCCCGUUUGGCUUGCUGUCAUCAUCCUUGGCCGAGAUAUUGGUCUUGCCAUAUCCGCUAUCUAUUAUCGCUGGAUCUCUCUCCCGCCGCCCAAGACUAUGGCCCGCUACUGGGAUUUCUCUCUGCCAUCUGCAGAAGUGAAGCCUACGGCAGUCUCAAAGGUCAACACAGCUCUGCAGCUUCUGCUCGUUGGAAGUGCCAUCGCCAUGCCUGUGGUUCCCGAGGCUUUCCUUGAUGCAUGGCACCUGAAGGAGGCAAUGACCGCAUUCCAGUACCUCGUCGCAGGAACCACCCUCUGGUCCGGCCUGAGCUACGUCUUCUCCAGGAACGCGGUGAAAAUCCUCACGAAGGAGGAAAUUCAGAAGCGCAUUGCCAGGGCCAGCGCAAACAAAAAGUCUUCGUAG
Messenger RNA from Aspergillus affinis, 1035 nucleotides. Its product is annotated as cardiolipin synthase. The record is from RefSeq and is a predicted model, not a curated record. Gene Ontology annotation, cellular component: mitochondrion; membrane. Gene Ontology annotation, molecular function: cardiolipin synthase activity. Lineage: Eukaryota; Fungi; Ascomycota; Eurotiomycetes; Eurotiales; Aspergillaceae. The coding region runs from base 1 to 1035 and encodes 344 amino acids. Gene Ontology annotation, biological process: cardiolipin biosynthetic process. The transcript is spliced from 5 exons.